This is a messenger RNA of Linderina pennispora, 334 nucleotides long. RefSeq lists its product as uncharacterized. The transcript has a single exon. Lineage: Eukaryota; Fungi; Kickxellomycota; Kickxellomycetes; Kickxellales; Kickxellaceae. The record is from RefSeq and is a predicted model, not a curated record. The annotation marks the transcript as partial.
CACCUGGCAAUUCCUUCUUCCUUCUUUCAUACAGCAUAUUUCAUACGUUCAAUAUACGUCGUGGAAAGGUGCUUGGAGAGUAAACGUAUUCUAGACAGUUGUAGGAGGCUGUCUAUCUAAGUGUAUCGUACCCGAGACACAACAAGGAUAAUGGCAUGGAUGAUGGGCAAAUGAAAGAAGACUGCGGUUCGCAGGGUACAUCUUCCAGUCUGCUCAGAGUCAGCGGCAAGGUAUUACAUGCCAACAUAGGAAUACAGGGACCCCCUCGGCCCACUCGACCAGAGCCACAUUCACAUCUGGCGUGGUUUAUUAAUAAACGCAUCUCGAAAAAAAA